Molecule: messenger RNA, 1564 nt
Organism: Gekko japonicus
Lineage: Eukaryota; Metazoa; Chordata; Lepidosauria; Squamata; Gekkonidae
Gene: SLC35F2
Product: solute carrier family 35 member F2
Exons: 8
Coding region: 40-1251 (403 amino acids)
Biological process (GO): transmembrane transport
Cellular component (GO): membrane
Molecular function (GO): transmembrane transporter activity
Source: RefSeq, a predicted model, not a curated record
CGCUCCUCUCUCCCUCUAGAGGGGCUCUCAUUGUUCGCGAUGGAAGGACCGUCCUCGGCCGCCGCCACCACCACCACCGAGAACCCCAGCCCUCCGGGGGCGGCGACAGCGGCGCCCCGCCAGACCUGCUUCGCCAGCCUCUUGAGCCGCGCCCGGGACAAACUCUGCACCUGGCACAUUGUGAAAACACUUGCCCUGGGCCAGAUGCUCUCCUUGUUCAUAUGCGGGACGGCAGUCACAAGCCAGUACUUAGCCGAACGCUUUCAGGUGAACACUCCAAUGUUGCAGAGUUUCAUCAACUAUUGCUUGUUGCUUCUAGUGUAUACGACAACUCUGGCCUGUAGGAAAGAUGGCGACAGUCUCCUGAAGGUUCUGAAGGGGAAAUGGUGGAAGUACAUUCUGCUGGGGCUGGUCGAUGUCGAAGCAAACUACACCAUCGUCAAAGCCUACCAGUACACCACCCUGACAAGCGUUCAGCUCCUUGACUGUUUUGGGAUUCCGGUGCUGAUGGCUUUAUCGUGGUUCAUCCUUCGCGCAAGAUACAAACUGAUCCAUUUCAUUGCUGUUGCUGUCUGCCUGCUGGGCGUAGGGACCAUGGUGGGGGCAGAUAUAUUAGCUGGGAGGCAAGAAGGUGAAGGGAGCAACGUGGUGAUUGGAGAUGUCUUAGUCCUUCUCGGCGCCUCGUUGUAUGCCAUUUCGAAUGUGAGUGAGGAAUACAUUGUGAAAAAUCUGAGCAGAGUGGAGUUUCUAGGAAUGGUGGGCUUGUUUGGGACUAUUAUCAGCGCCCUGCAGCUAGGCAUUGUGGAACAUAAAGACAUAGCUAAUAUUCAGUGGAACUGGAAAAUCGUCUUGCUCUUUCUGGCUUUUGCCCUCUGCAUGUUCGGGCUGUACAGCUUCAUGCCAAUAGUGAUCAGAGUUACCAGCGCCACAUCUGUCAACUUGGGCAUUCUGACAGCUGACCUCUACAGCCUUUUCUUUGGACUCUUCUUGUUUGGCUACAAGUUUUCAGUGCUGUAUCUCCUGUCCUUUGUGGUCAUCAUGGUGGGAUUCAUCCUUUAUUGCUCCACACCAACGCGCACGGCAGAGGCCAACUCGACCAGCUUGCCCCUCACCGCCAGUACUGGGUUUGACAACCUCGCCAUGAAAAUUGAAGAGAACCACCUGGAUGCCGCCGCCGUCUCACCUGCGCAGCAUAACAAAGAAGAAAGUGGGGCAGGGGAAAUGCUGGCCACUGAACUGUCAGCCUUGUGAGGCAGAGAGAGCCCUUGGAGGUGUGAGAAUGACUUUGAAGAUAUCCACAAACAAGAGCGAAUGGACAUGAGGCUGUGCUGGGAACCGGAGAGAGAGAGACCUGUCGGGGAAUCUGUGCUCAUGCCAAAGUCUGGGAUUUCACCGCUGCAUAGUCAGGCUGAGAUCCUUAAACGGAAUAAUCUGCAUUAAGUUACGUUCCCAGAAAAUCUGGACUUUGAGCUGUCGGAGGAAUGACUAAUUGGCAUGGCAGCUGAGGGGGGAGGAAGAGUCUAAUCAUUCUUUUUAGUAAAAACACGACUAACUUAAAAAAACA